CUAACCUAAUUCGGACCAGUCAGGCACCGAUUGCAGCCUUGUCGUUUCUUCCGUAAGCGAAGGCUCGAAGUCGAAAAUAUUUUCUGGAAACACUCACCCAGAUUCCUCAGCGGUAGUCGACCUACACCUCUUCAAAAUGGUCGCGAUAGCCAGCCUCCUCUUCUGCGAUGCUUGCGGAUCUCUUUUACCGCGGGUCAUCCCCGGCCAAAACCAGGAUGAUAUGGUCAAAUGCGACGAUUGUUUCCAGUACACCAAGGAUACCUCAUCUAAGGUCAUAACUUCUGUUUCCAAACCGAGUGCGUUUCCAUCGGCAUUGAGGUCGAAACACUCUGAAGUACAAAAUAUCAACGCAGAAGACCUGCAGGUCGAGGCAGUCAUCUCCAGAGAAUGCCCAGACUGUCACCGACCAGAAAUGUUCUACCACACGAAACAACUACGGAGUGCUGAUGAAGGCACGACGGUCUUUUACAGAUGCGAAUGCGGCUUCAAGGAUGUUCAAAACAACUAGGUUCAUUUACAUUCAUUGAUCCUAUCACAAAACG
Molecule: messenger RNA, 542 nt
Organism: Exophiala viscosa
Lineage: Eukaryota; Fungi; Ascomycota; Eurotiomycetes; Chaetothyriales; Herpotrichiellaceae
Product: DNA-directed RNA polymerase I subunit A12
Exons: 1
Coding region: 137-508 (123 amino acids)
Biological process (GO): DNA-templated transcription; termination of RNA polymerase I transcription
Cellular component (GO): RNA polymerase I complex
Molecular function (GO): zinc ion binding; nucleic acid binding
Source: RefSeq, a predicted model, not a curated record